Molecule: messenger RNA, 368 nt
Organism: Penaeus vannamei (Pacific white shrimp)
Lineage: Eukaryota; Metazoa; Arthropoda; Malacostraca; Decapoda; Penaeidae
Source: RefSeq, a predicted model, not a curated record
AGAUGCUCAAGCUGGUCUUCGUCGCCGUCGUCGUGGCCACGGUCGCCGCCCGCCCCUCCGACCCCUACGGACCGCCCCCUCCCGUUUACGCCGACACUCCGGCCGAGUACCAGUUCAGCUAUGGAGUGAAGGACGACUACUCCAAGAACGACUACGGGCACUCGGAGGACCGCAGCGGCUACAACACCCAGGGGCAGUACCAGGUCCUGUUACCCGACGGCCGCGUGCAGACGGUGGAGUACACGGUCACUAAGGACGGAGGUUUCAUGGCUAAUGUCGUGGCCAAGGGAGUCAGCGCCUACAGUUAAAUGUUCUCUGGUCCUAUAUUGUGCGUUUGAAUGAUUUGUUUUAUACUGUGUGUGUAAAUA